AUGUCUGCACGACCUCAGCCCUACCGAGCUGGGUUGGGAACAUCACUCCGUGUGAAUCAUGGCUUAGAAUCUCUCGAAGACCACGAAAAUUCCAACAUUGUAGCACCGUCGCACCCCGAAACUAUCAUCCCUCCAACUGAAAACCCUGAAGUCAGAAUACGGAGUACGAUGCUUUCCCAAGGUGCUAGUGAGUCGUCCCCCAACGAUGCCGAAUCGAAAACACCCGAAUCGUUCGUGGAGAUGUAUACAGUUGCUUGGAUCUGUGCCUUGCAUGAGGAACUCAUGGCUGCUUGUCGAAUGCUGGACGAAGAAUAUCAAGGCCCAGAACAUCCAACGAUAAACGACCAUAACACUUAUACAUUUGGUCGGAUUCGUGAUCAUUACGUGGUAGUUGGGUGCAUGCAAAUGGGCCGUGUGGGAACAUGUAACGCUGCCAGUGUUGCUAGAGACAUGGUUAGGUCUUUUCCGAAUUUGAAAUUUGGCUUAAUGGUAGGCAUUGGAGGGGGGGCUCCAACAAAAAAAAGAGACAUUCGGCUCGGUGAUGUCGUUGUUAGCGUUCCAGAGGGAACACAGCCUGGUGUUGUGCAAUAUGACUUUGGCAAAAGACUAUCCGAAAAUUGUUUUCAGCGAACCGGCCACUUGAACGCUCCCCCAAACUUACUGCUUGGAGCAACCCAGGUGUUGAAACGACUACACAACGAUCCCAAGAAACCGGACAGUAUUGCCACUCACAUCAAAAGGAUGGAUGAUAUGCUUGACUAUCAACACCCGGCGCAAGACUCCCUAUAUCGUACGAACUAUGAACAUAAAGAUAGACAAGCUGGGCCGGAAAAUAGUGAGGAUGAUGGAAGUGAAGAUGAAGACGGCUGCCACAAUUGUGGGAGCGAGGGAUUGGUCCAUCGAAAAGAGCGUCCAAGCGGGCGUAAAGUCUAUAUACAUUACGGUACAAUUGCCUCUGGGAAUUCGGUCAUGAAGGAUCCAAAGACUAGAAAUUAUUACGCUAGAAAUUCAGAGCUCAAUGUUCUGUGUUUUGAGACAGAGGCCGCGGGCCUAAUGAAUAAUCUGCCAUGCCUCGUCAUACGGGGAAUCUCUGACUAUUCGGAUUCCCAUAAGAAUGACAGCUGGAAAAAGUUUGCAGCCCUCACAGCUGCAGCAUAUGCGAGGGAAUUGCUUAUUAUUCUGAGGCCACAAAAUGUGUGUGUUAUGCCUUCAUGGGCCAGGGACAUGAAAAAUGAAAUUGAUAUGCUGCAAAAUCGUCAAGAAGACCUCUUAAGAUUGAACGAGACAGUUUCAAAGGAUGUGAAAUAUCUUCGCACACAAGGAAUGAAUCAGAAACAUCAAGAUAUCUUGGAAUGGCUCGCAGAAGCAGACUUCACUAAUCAACAAAGUGAUAUCAUUGCAAAACGACAGAAAGGUACUGGGGAAUGGAUGCUGGAAUCAAAUGAAUUCAAACAAUGGUUCGAACAAGAAAAUCAAACUCUUUUCUGCCCGGGUAUACCAGGAGCGGGCAAGACAGUUAUCACUUCUGUUGUUAUUCAACAUCUCGACAGCGUAUUCCGAAGUGACCCUACCGUAGGUAUUGCGUACCUAUAUUUUAGUCUUCAGCAACCGCAACAGCACAAUCAAACUGCCAAGAUGAUGAGAAGCCUUUUGAGGCAGCUAGUCCGGAUUCCUACAUCUGAAAGUUUAAUGUGCCUUUACGGUCAUUAUAAUUCUAAAGGAACAAGCCCUUCAGCUGAUGAAGUUCUUGAGGUUUUAUGCUCCGUUGCCGCUUCUUAUUCCAGGGUGUUUAUUGUAGUUGACGCACUCGACGAAUUUCAAGGCUCUCAAGAAGAACGCAUGGUGUUCUUAUCAAUGAUGUUCAAAAUUCAAGAGAGAAUUGGUGCCAAUAUUUUUGCAACUUCGCGGUUUAUCAAGGAGAUCGAGAAUGAAUUUCGGGGAGCUAUCAAACUAAUGAUCCGCGCCCACGACAUAGAUGUCCAGAAGUACAUUGACGGUAGGUUGCAAAAAAUCCCUUUGCUAGCUUCAAAGGAUCUUUCUCUACUACAAGAGAUCAAGGGUAGAGUCUCUAAAGCAGCUGGAGAGAUGUUUCUACUUGUGAAACUUUAUAUCGAUUCUUUUGUUGAUAAGACUACAAUUAGGGCGGUAAAGAUUGCGCUUAAGGAUUUGGAGGUAAAGGACAAUACACCUAAUGACGUCGGGAGAACUAAAGCAUUGGACCGCGCCUACAUGCAUGCUAUGAAGCGAAUAGAUACCCAAGCAGAGGAACGUUGCAAACUAGCGAAGCAAAUUCUGUCGUGGAUUACCUUUGCUAAGAAACCCUUAUCACGUUUAGAGCUUCAACAAGCUCUAGCUGUUGAGGUUGGUAAGCCUGAGCUUGACAAUGAGAACAUUCCCGACAUAGAAGUCAUGGUCUCUGUAUGUGCUGGCUUAAUCACUGUUGAUGAGAGAAGUGAACACAUCCGAUUGGUCCACUAUACAGCGCAUGAAUAUUUUAAGCGGACCUGGGACACAUGGCUCCCUAAUAUUGAGUCUGAUAUUACCACGGUAUUGGUUACGUAUCUGUCAUUUGAGAAUUUUGAAGUCGGCCCUUGUCAAACCUCUGAGGAUCUUGAGGCAAGAUUGCAGUCAAAUCCCCUUUAUAAUUAUGCUGCUCGAUAUUGGGGCUAUCAUGCUCGAGCAGCCUCGAUGGAGCUGGACCAUGCUAUUCUGUUUUUUCUUGAGAAUAAUGCGAAAGUGGCUGCUGCCAUCCAGGCAAUGAAAGCGACCGCAUGGACAUUAUUUACUAGCGACGAGCUUGACAGAAUUGAUGGAUUAGCGGUACAUAUCGCCGCACACUUUGGGCUGACAAACACAAUAGAUGCAUUAUUGAGGAAGGGCUUUUCGGCAGACACCCCAGGCAGAGAUAUUUAUGGACGAAGACAUACGCCACUGGAAAUUGCGGCAUCAAGCGGGCAUAAGACAAUGGUGAAGUUGCUUCUCUCUCAGGAAGGCACCAAUCCCAAUCGUGAAGAUCAAUUCGGAAGAACUCCACUAUCACAUGCAGCAGAGAAAGGAUAUGAAGAUAUAGUCAAGCUGCUUCUUUCUCAAGAAAGUGACAAUACGGACCCUAGGAGUGAUAGCCCUUGUGGAAGAGGAAGGACUCCAUUAUCAUACGCAGCAGAGAAAGGACGUGAAGCUGUAAUCGAGCUGCUUCUCUCUCAAAAAGGUAUCAACCCAGACAGCAAAGACAAAGAUGGGAGAACUCCGCUAUUCUAUGCUGCAGGCAGAGGGAGUGAAGCUGUUGUCAAGCUGCUUCUCGCUACAAAAGGUGUCAACCCAGACAGUAAAGACAUACUCAAAAUAACCCCGCUACUAAAAGCAGCAGGGAGAGGGCAUGCAGCUGUGGUUAAUCUGCUUCUCGCUUCCAAACGUGUCAACGUAGAAAGUAAAGACAACUUAGGAAGCACUCCGCUAUUACAUGCAGCUCAGGAAGGACAUGAAGCUGUGGUCAAGCUGCUUCUCGCAGAAAAUGCUUAUUCAGGCUCCACAGAUAUUGGUGAAAGAACGCCACUUUCGCAUGCAGCACAAUUAGGACAUAAAGCUGUAGUUGAGCUGCUACUUGCAAAUAAUGUUGAUCCAGACUCCGGAGAUGCAAGGAAAAGGACACCGAUAUCAUAUGCAGCAGAAUGGGGGCAUGAAGCCGUAGUCAAGCUGCUUCUCUCUACGAAAAAUGUCAAUUUGGACUCCAAAGCCGUUUCUUUCGACUACAAUCGCAUCGACCACCACGGGUGGACUCCACUAUUAUAUGCGAUAUACAGAAAUCACAAGACAGUAGUAAAACUACUGCUUGAUGCAGGCGCUAGUAUUACCCUCGAAACACGAAUAUGGCUGGAUACUCACGGUGGAAGCCACGAGGACGUCUUAAAUUUGUUGGGAAUGUCGGUCGAGCUCGAUGUACCCGUGCGUCUCCGACGUGCAAUUCUGCAGAACGAUGUCUUGCUGGUCAAGCGCAUUGUGAAGAAUAACCCGUCGUAUCUGGAAAAUCCGGAUUUCGCAGACAAGAGUAAUACCUCGUUGCAUCUCGCUGCUAUCAAGGGUCAUGUCCACGUCCUGAAACUCCUGCUAUCCUUUGGCCAUGAUUCAUGUACGCCAAAUAUCAACAGAACUGGCUAUGACUCUGCACCUGGCAUCAGUCUCAACACUGAAUCCUCAACAAGCCUGCACCUCGCCGCCUCUCACUCCCACGCCGCCUGCGUCAACCACCUCUGCCAAACCUUCCCACACAUUAUAAACUGGCGGGAUAAAAAUGGCAAAACCGCCCUUAUGCUCGCCGCCCAAAGCUCCAAUCCAACCCACACUCCCCUCAGUACCUCCCAUAUCCCGCCCACGGGUCGACCGCGUGCUGUCUCGGCGGGAACGGCAAUGGCCUCUGAGGACACGGCCACGGUCGCCGCGCUUCUGGCACAUAACGCCUCGAUGGCGUUGACGGAUAAUGCAGGGAACACGGCCCUGCAUCACGCGAGUGCCUGGGGAAACCUCAAGGCUGUACGCGUGCUGCUUUCUGCCGGCGCACCUCCUUUCGCCCGCAACAAAGCGAAUCAUUCGCCUCUCGACUAUUCCAUUACAAAACAGGCUGCGCAGUAUUUCCAAACGAUUGUCUCGGAGCUAGGGAAAGCGGUGCAGGAGCCCAAGCUCAAGCUGAACACGGCUGUUUCGAACGUUAUCGCGUCGGCUGAUGAGUCGCGAUCAGCUGGCCCGCGUUUGUCGCCGAUUGUCUCACCCGUGCAGGCGAGAAUGAACGCUAAUAGGGAGUUCGCAAAGGCGAUGGCGCCGAGCAAAGGCACUCCUGGCGGCCUUAGACUGGUUAUUGAUACGGAGAAUAACGAACUGGCCAAUCUCGAGGACGACGAUGUCCCGUCAACCGCGAAGAGGCUUGAGCGCGAGCCUUAA
Molecule: messenger RNA, 4932 nt
Organism: Talaromyces proteolyticus
Lineage: Eukaryota; Fungi; Ascomycota; Eurotiomycetes; Eurotiales; Trichocomaceae
Product: ankyrin repeat-containing domain protein
Exons: 6
Coding region: 1-4932 (1643 amino acids)
Biological process (GO): nucleoside metabolic process
Molecular function (GO): catalytic activity; protein binding
Source: RefSeq, a predicted model, not a curated record